GUUUUCCUUUUUUUGGAAGUGGCUUAUGAAAAAAGAAUGGCGACAAUAUAUUGACAAAUUACUGAGCGAGAUUGAUGAGGAGGAAGAGGAGCACUAGUUUUUAGCGAUGAAUGGUUUGAUGAUCAUGUACCACUUGACCAUCAUACAAGUUCCAGCUCAAGCAAUGUUUAUGUUGGUGCUGUAAGUGUU
Teleopsis dalmanni is the source of this 189-nucleotide messenger RNA. RefSeq lists its product as uncharacterized. Lineage: Eukaryota; Metazoa; Arthropoda; Insecta; Diptera; Diopsidae. The record is from RefSeq and is a predicted model, not a curated record.